AACAUCAACACUGUUCCAAACAAAUUUCAGCUUUUCUGUUUAUUUUAAUAAAAUAUUUCUGAAAUUAUGUCACUUGUGUACAUAACAUUUCAUAAUGAAAAUAUUGAAGAUAUUGAAAAACCAAUAUCUGACGAAGAAAAUUACAAAUUUCCAAAAUACGUUUCUGUUUAUCGCAAAUUUGUAAAAAGUGCACCAAUAAACCAAACCGAAAGGCAAGGGAAGAAAAUCAUUACCGCUUCUAGAAAAUUUUCUCGCAAAACACUAGGCUAUGCUGAAACUCCCCUCGAGGAUCCAUCUAAGUUUCUUAAGAAAGAUGGUGGCAUAAAAUGGCAACGAUUAAACGAUCAUGUUUGCCCUCCCAGCAGAGGUUUGCCUCCAAUUCCGAAAAGAGAUGCUUACAAACACGAGAAUCAAGAAGAGAAGAAAGGAGUAAAUUUUAUCGAAAAGAAUAUUGAAAGAAUUAAAACGGCGACCACGUCAGCAUUACAACGUUCAAUGCCCAUCAAAUAUGUUGAUACAGUAGCAGGUGAACGACAUAAUCUCGAUGGAACCGGUCUCGUUCCAAAGCAUGUGCUUUCAAAGAAAUUUGGCAAAACACCGGCUUAUUUGAAUAAUAUAAGAAAGGCACUUGGUGAGAAUCUGUGCUCUAAGUCCAGGGAAACAAAUGAAAGUUCUCAAGGUGUUCGAAUUCUAACCAACACAGAACGCAAUGCAAUAUUAAUAGGAUUACGUGAAAAUUAUUCAGAACUUGAGAAAACCUAUCAACUCUUGCCCAUUUGUACCGACACUCAUUCAAAGAAACAACGGAAAGGAAAGCUUGAACAGGAAUUAAAGCGUAUAGAACAGGAUAUACUUUUGAUGGAGUCAAAUCCAGUAAUUAUGAUUUGUGACGAUUAAGUUUUCAAAAUUCGUAAGCAUACUUUUUCCACAAUAUUUAUAGUAAAAUGUGUCUUAAAAUAAUGCACAUAAUUAUAUUUGCUUGAAAUACAAAUAAAUACAAUGGUAUCGAUUUUAAUG
Eupeodes corollae is the source of this 1017-nucleotide messenger RNA. RefSeq names its product enkurin. The record is from RefSeq and is a predicted model, not a curated record. The transcript is spliced from 2 exons. Bases 67 to 897 code for a protein of 276 amino acids. Gene Ontology annotation, molecular function: calmodulin binding. Gene Ontology annotation, cellular component: acrosomal vesicle. Lineage: Eukaryota; Metazoa; Arthropoda; Insecta; Diptera; Syrphidae.